Messenger RNA from Chiloscyllium plagiosum (whitespotted bambooshark), 2069 nucleotides. RefSeq names its product sialic acid-binding Ig-like lectin 13. Gene Ontology annotation, cellular component: plasma membrane. Gene Ontology annotation, molecular function: sialic acid binding. Lineage: Eukaryota; Metazoa; Chordata; Chondrichthyes; Orectolobiformes; Hemiscylliidae. Gene Ontology annotation, biological process: cell adhesion. The record is from RefSeq and is a predicted model, not a curated record.
GAAAGACUGGGACAGCGGUCACUCCCAAGCCAGCAGCUGAACAGUUGCAUGAGCCUGAGAAGGAGAAGCUGAUGAAAUAACUGUGAACAGACUAUGUUCCAGAAGUCUUACUUCCUGCUCUCACUUCUCCAAGCUGGACUGGCACAAGAAUGGAAAGCCAAUACUCCAGGUGAGGUGGUGGCACAGGAAGGUUCCUGUGCACAGAUUCCAUGCCGCUACAGUUACCCUUCACAUCUGGCAAACCAAUCGCGAGUCGGAAUUUGGUUUAAUAAUGAGGAUCAGAGAACACUGCCAACUGUUUUUCACUCCAAGGAUCACAGUCGUGAGUUGGCACGGUUCCGCCAUCGGACCCAGCUGUCUGGUGACUUGAAAGACGGAGACUGUUCCCUGAUUAUGAACAACAUCACACGGGAAGAUGCAGGAUCCUAUUAUUUCAGAGUAGAAUUUGACAAUGCGAACAGUUACAGCUACCGUCCUGUCACUCAGCUUCACGUUUCUGAUUUCAAAGAUAAACCCACGAUAUUCCCUGAGGAAAUUAUCGCUGGGAAGCGUAUGAACUUAAGUUGCACCUUCAACACAACGUGCAAUGGAACAGCUCCUGUCUUAGCCUGGGACACUCCCACUGCCGUACCUGGAUCAGUCUCAAACACUGUAACUCAGCAUGGUGUCACUCUGACCUAUACUUCUGUUCUGAGCCUGAUCCCAUCACCCAGACACCAGGGACAAACUCUCACCUGCAGAGUGAGUUAUCCAACUGUUUCAUCAGAGCAGCCCUUCGUACUGACAGUGCAAUACUCACCACGGAAUCUCACAAUUACUUUCCUUCGUGUGAUUGAAGAUUCAUUGAUCAAUUCACCUAAUAGGAAUUCUACAAUGAUAAUCUGCUCUGUGGAGAGUUUCCCAGCUUCUAACUUGACAUGGAGACAUCUUCAUGUGAUAAUGAACAGAACAAGUUCCAACAAUGAGCUGUGGUUGGAGAUUCCUCACAUUACGUACAGGGCGACUCGAGAUUAUCAGUGUGUGGCAGAGAAUGAACAUGGAGCAGUGGAGGGCUCCAUAACCAUCACAGUGGAUCGUCAAGCUUUCGGUGAAUGGAAAGCAGGAUUGUUUGGAGCUGGAAUCACUUUGAGUGUUGGACUGAGUGCAUUCUUCAUCUUCAGAUGUAUGCGAACAGCAAGAAACACAGGAAGAGACCAUUCAGCCCAAACCAAGCAUGUGGGCAGAGACGUCCAAGAGGAACAGCUGGACAAGUCCAGGCAGAAAGACAACAAGGGACAGGAAACAAAAUCUAAACUGAAUUCAUAUGUUGAAGAUCUGUAUGAAAACUGCACGUGUGACCAGGGUGUUGUGUAUGGAAAUGUAUAAACAGAAACAGAACAAGGGAUGCAUUCUCAAGAAGAGAGAAUGAGUGAAUGGAUUGAGACUCCAAUUCAAUCUAGUAAAGACCACAGGAUAUCUCCUCUCUUUUGGUAUUCCCCUUCCCAACGCCAAUGGAUAGAAACCUCUUUUUAUAGCUUUUUUAGUGCCAGUGCAAUCCCACGCCAGUAAGCUCUCAGUCACAGGAACUGUCUGGGCAAAUCAUCACCCUAUCAGUUAUUCACGAUGGGAAACUACAGAUGGUUGUCGACCAGAUCAUGCAUACAAAAUCCAAAAUACAAUGCCUACCAGCAGAUGUGAUUCUGCGAUUGGGGACAGCACUUGCUGAACAUCUCAGAGUGUGCCAGACACCAAUUAAAUAAAAACAAAUGAGCUCGUAAACUGCUUCAUUUGAUUGCCGUAAGUAACACAUCUUCGUACACCGGGAUACCCUCUCUGCAAAGAAAAAAGUUAACUUCUUGAGCUUCUUUUCUGAUAUAUCUUGAGCCUGAUUACCGGGGAACUGAAGACACCUAUAGUUUUGUAUUGCUCUGAUUGUGACAAUGCCUCAGACUUUAGAUUCACGCUGCUAACCAAUCCAUCCCCGUUCCUCUUGCAGUAUAAAUUGCUGUGAUUAUUAUAUUUCAGAUUUAUAUCAUGACUGUAACAGCGGGAGGCAGGGAAAUAGACUUUGGAUUAGUAGUGCUGGAAGA